Molecule: messenger RNA, 1443 nt
Organism: Penaeus monodon (black tiger shrimp)
Lineage: Eukaryota; Metazoa; Arthropoda; Malacostraca; Decapoda; Penaeidae
Product: trichohyalin-like
Exons: 3
Coding region: 287-1369 (360 amino acids)
Molecular function (GO): phosphatase binding
Source: RefSeq, a predicted model, not a curated record
UUAAUUUAUAUAUAUUAUCUCAACAGAACAUUUAUUUAAAUGUAUCUAAACAAAUAACAGAGGGUGCACAGGACAUUUUCGAGGAAAGUGUUUAUUUCAGUAUUCAAAAUCGUUGUGAUCAGAAAGCUUGUUAACGUGCUUUCCUCCCUUUGUCGAAAUUCGCUCUUAUAUGUUAGUUUGCAGGCAGUAACAGUGUUAUACGUUAUAUUUGAUUACAAAGCAUGAUCAGUGAUCGAACAGUGGAAUUAGCUUAACAUGAUUCUGGACAUCGCUUAACAAGCUCGUUAUGGACCCGUGGGCAGGCGUGGGGCGUGGCGCCGGGAAACGCCUCCAGGUCGAGGACGUGGUGUCCUUUGUAGUCCGAGAGCAUCGCGCGAGGGUCGAGCAAAGAGCAAGAGAGGCCGAGGGAAGGCCGGCGAAGAGACACCCGGUCAAGGAAAGGAACUACGAGACAUACAACUACCUUGAAAACAGGUUGGGGAGCGAGGACGACGAUGACCUUCUCUCCAGCAUCCUCGUCCGGGCUCGCGAGAGAAAGGAGAAGCGCAAACAGGUGGAGGAAAUGGCAAAACUGCGUCAGCUCGAGGAGACGAAGAGGAAAAUCGAGGAGGAGAAAAGGCGGUGCCUGAUGGAGAGGAGAAAGCAAGAAGACAAACUGAGAGAGAUGAAAGAAAUGCACCGCUUGAGGGUGCUGAAAGAGCAGCAGUGGAGGGCGAGGGAAGCCAGAGAGUUGAAAAACAAACGCAAAGCUGACGAAUUUCACCGCAAAAUACUUCUCCGUCAAUACUUCACUGGUUUUACAAGGCUUGUAGAGAUCAGUAGAAAUAACAGAGAGAAAGCUAAGGAGCACUACACGAAAGCACUACUGCAGAAAUCUCUAAGGAAGCUCUUGACUAACAAGCAGAGGGAGCAAAGGAGUAAGGAGCAGAUGGCCUCAGACUUCCAAGGUGUCCGCCUACUUCGCAGAUCUCUCAAGGAAUGGAGCAAGAAAACAUCCGCCAGGCGAGCCCAGAUGCAGGCAGCCGAGGACCACUACCGGCGCGUGAUACAGCGCCGUUACCUCUGGCUGUGGAAAUGGGCAGCUCUGGACGCUCUCCUUCAGCGCCGGACGAGCCUGCAGCUGGCGACGCAACACCAUCGCAGGAAGCUCCUGGCAGAAUCCGUGCGCAGAUGGAGGACCUACGUCACGGGAAGGAGGCUGAGGCGCGGAAGGGACACAGUGAGCUCGCGCCUUCGGUUCCUGGUGAAGGACAUCCUUCCCGACUUCUCGCCCGUGUCCUCCGACGCCGACGACGCCAGCGAGGACGAGGGGAACGAGGGGAACGACGACGACCGCUGGGACGAGAUGAUCGCCGUGCUCACGAUCUAAAACGCCAUGCACGCACAAACGAACAUACACAUUUACGUACACAAACACACACAUGCAUAAGCACACAUACAUAC